AUGUUUUGGAGCAAAAGCGUGACUACGGCGAGCGCCCUCUUCUAUGGAUAUCCCGUCAACGUGACCGGGCCAUCCCCGACCACAGUGCCAACGGCAAUGCCAACCCCAGUCACACUCAGCGGCGGUUCGCCGAGUCCGGCCGGGCUGCUCGGAGUUGACUUAGCCAUCGUGCUCGACACAUCGGUCACCAACUCCUCAUACUUCAAAACGAUGCAAGCGGUAAUUACGAACGCCGCCGCGAACCUGGCAAUUUACAACGAUGAUACGGUGCCUUACGGAGCCAGGCUUGUGCUGCAAACUAUGGCGCAGACAAACCGGCCUAAUAACUUUGGAGAUCCUUGGCAUAUCGACUUUGAAUAUUUUGAGGCGCAAGUUGGCGUCCUCCGGCCGUCUUCUUCACAAUCUGUCUGGCAGGGACCGGCACGCAAGAAUCGUCCACUCGCGACAAUGUCCAGCGAACAUAUGCGAUUUUUACGCAGGGCGCGUUCUCCGACGCCGAUAAAAUUGGAGAAU
Molecule: messenger RNA, 513 nt
Organism: Mesorhabditis spiculigera
Lineage: Eukaryota; Metazoa; Nematoda; Chromadorea; Rhabditida; Rhabditidae
Source: the annotation of a GenBank genome assembly